This is a messenger RNA of Uloborus diversus, 4357 nucleotides long. RefSeq names its product transcriptional activator protein Pur-beta-like (gene Pur-alpha). The transcript has 7 exons. Gene Ontology annotation, cellular component: nucleus. Gene Ontology annotation, molecular function: RNA polymerase II transcription regulatory region sequence-specific DNA binding; purine-rich negative regulatory element binding; DNA-binding transcription factor activity, RNA polymerase II-specific. Bases 29 to 721 code for a protein of 230 amino acids. The record is from RefSeq and is a predicted model, not a curated record. Gene Ontology annotation, biological process: regulation of transcription by RNA polymerase II. NCBI's taxonomy places the organism in Eukaryota, Metazoa, Arthropoda, Arachnida, Araneae, Uloboridae.
UGAACAGCAUCCUGCCCAAAGAGGGCAGAUGGUGCCUCAGGGGGAGCAAGAGCUGGCUACAAAAAUGUUACAAAUACAGUCUAAAAGGUUUUAUUUGGAUGUGAAACAAAAUAGAAGAGGAAGGUUUAUAAAAGUAGCUGAGGUUGGAGCAGCUGGACGGAAGAGUAGGCUACUUCUAGCAAUGUCUACAGCAGCUGAAUUCAGAGAUCAUUUAACUUCAUUUAGUGAACUUUAUGCUUCUUUAGGUCCUCCAAAUCCCGACAAUUUACCUGAAGAUGGAAAAUUAAAAAGUGAAGUUAUGGUGAAAGACAAUAGACGUUAUUAUUUGGACCUCAAAGAAAAUUCUCGUGGAAGGUUCCUAAGGGUUUCUCAAACUAUAGCUAGAGGUGGACCCCGCUCCCAAAUAGCUAUACCUGCCCAAGGUAUGAUAGAAUUUAGAGAUGCCCUUACUGAUUUGUUAGAAGAAUUUGGAACAGAUGAUGGAGAAUUUAAAGGUGAACUACCAGAAGGACAACAUAUGAGAGUAGAAAAUAAAAACUUUUAUUUUGAUAUUGGUCAAAAUAGCAGGGGAAUUUAUAUGCGUAUAUCAGAGGUUAAAAGUAAUUUGAGAACAGCCAUCACCAUUCCAGAAAAGUCUUGGUCUCGCUUUCGAGAUAUAUUUGCCGAUUAUGUAGACAAGAUGAAAGAAUUGUCCGAGAAAUCCGCUACAGGGGGUAAAUGAAGUUCUAUCUAGUGCCAUCCUGAGCAAAAUCAAUUGUACAGAGACAUUAGUAGUAUGCGACACGUUUAUUGCAGAUUCCGACUGUCCCGCUGGUGAUUGUUUAGGUGCUGUUAUUUGUUCCCGGUGAAUGACUGUUUUCUUUGUUGCGUCGCUAAGAGAUAAUAUUAAAACUAAAGCUUUGGCCACACUAUGCUGGGCCCAAUCUCUACAGACUAGAAACCCGGUGAAAAAAGAAUGCUAUAGCUGCAAUUUUUAUUUUGUUAAGUAUUGGUUUAUGAUUGGUUUUGAAAUGUUGCAUAACUUGCACUUUAAAUGGAUAAAUAUUUUAUUUUUAUUUUUAAUAUGUUAAAGAGGAUAGCCCUCGAAAGAUUGAAUUUUGAAAUUUCUACACUGGACUGGUGAUCAUUUUUAAAAGGUGAGCUCUGCUUCCUGUAAAGUUUUUCGAAGACGUGUUUCUUGCUGGAUAGGAUAUCUUUUAUUUUAUCUGUGUUUUUCAUUUUAUGCUUGGUUGAAUGCUAACCAGCUGUUGUGAAGUAUGAACGUCACUUUCUAACUGAAAUGCAGGAUAAUAAUUCAAGAAGUUUAUGUAAUUAUCAUUGGAAAUUAUCAUGAAGCAUGAGUUUCUUAUGCAAUUUUUAGAUUAUUAGUAUUAUCUUAUUUCUCCCUCUAGUCUCAUAUUUCACAUUUUAUUUAUCAUACAUGAAUUUUAGGAGACAAAGACCAUUUUCUCAUAAAUAUUGUGAUUACCUUUGCAGUGUAGUAUUCAUAUACAUAUAUGCUGUUAUAUUUUUUUAAAUUUUAGAGUGUUCUAUACAUUUUUGCUUCAGCAGUGUUUUAAAUCACUGCUGACGUCUCAUUUUAUCAUUCAUCUUUCUUAUAUCCUUUGAAAGCAGCCGAAUGUUGAAUCAGUGGCUCAUCAAUAAUGGUGUACCACGAAAUAUGUCCGGGUUGUUACGUUUUGUGGGCUUGCGUUUCUGAAGUCUCCUGAUUUUUCCGUUUCUCACUGGUUACUCAUAAGCUAAUACAACCUUAAAAUUCUGUAGGUUAAUGGUAAGAUCUAUUUGACAAGUUAUGUAACCGAUUUAUUUUUAUAAAUAUUUAGAUUUGAUAUCGAUUUAGUGCAUUUUCAGGUUUAUUCUAAUGCUAUUCAGAAAGACCAGCUGCGAUGAAAUUGUUAAAUACGGGGCCACAAGUUAUUUUUAAAAAGAAGGAAAACGUUGAAUGCAAAGGUGUGGUUAUGCUACCUCCUUUGAUAUUUAUUGCUCAUGUUACUUCAUGAAUUAAAGUAUCACUUGUUACAGUUAAUGUGUUUCAGAAUUUCUAUAAGUUACUACUUGCAUUGUUAAAAAUUGAGAUUUUGGAAACGCAACUUGCCUGUUUUAAGUGUUAGUGUAAAUGAGAGCCACAAAUGUCACUGCUAUUUGUACCUAACCUUGAAUGUUGAAAAUGUCUGUGGCUAACAACAUAAAGUGAGUGUUAUUAAUGCAUCAUUAAAGCAUGCUUAAAUUCUGUUAGCCACCACGAGAAAAAUAUUCCCUCUCUCCUGUUCCUCGCCCUUGUUGACUUUAUUCUUUGUACAAAUGUCAGUGAAAACUGUUGGACUUCAUUGAUUACACUACAGUUUGAUGAAACAGAAAGCUGCUUUUUCAAGUUGUUGCUUGUUAUACAAUCUGAACUGUUUAUUGAUCUGAAAUGUGUUCAGUGAUAUGACCCAAAUCAAAAAAGAAAAAAAAAGAAACAAAUCCAAAAUCGAAGAAUGUAUUUUCUCUUAUAUAACAUAAAAUUUUUGGGUGGGAUCAGCGCAGUUAUUGAAAUGAAAAUUACAUUCACAUUGUAGUUUUAGUCUGUUAAAAACUUACUAGCAGUCUUUCUCUGUAUAUAUCAAAAGUCUCUUUUGGAUUGACUUAAAAAUUAGUACACAACUUUGUACAUUUUUAUGGGCAGUUAGAAGUUUCUUUAAACUAUUCAAAGAUUUAGGAGCUAUAAAAGCAGAUGCAUUCAGUUAUGAUAUGCUCUUGUAUUUUGUAUGUAAAUAUUUGUGUCAUUAAAUGAAUUUAUGUAAUUCUUUUGGUUUAUUGUUUUAUGAAAGCUCACCGUUUUAAAUUUGAUUGAGGUUUUCCCCCCUUUAAGUUAUAAAAUGUGGUAAAUUUUCUUUGAGCUAUGACAUUCAUAAAAAGUUAAAAGGAGAAAAAAGGUCUACAUAUUUUUCUAAGAUGUAGAAGCAUAACUGUUAUUUUAAAAAAUUAUAUUGUUACAAUAAAAUUGUACACAAUUUUUUAUUUAAAAUAUUGAAAGUUGUAGAUUUCAUUUAUUGGACUUUUAAAAUUUAUCAAAAACAAGAUUUUAAUUGGUGUGGUCCAGAUUUUGAGUUUGUGGGGGGGGGGGGGAUUAGUGCGUUAGUUUACCAAAGUCUGAAGGCACAGUGGGACACAUUGGACACUUGUUGUGGAAUAUGUUUGAAGCGAAGUUUUCUGUUGAAUUAUUGUGAGAAUUGUUUGUUGUCAUGAAGUAAAAAAUGAUCUUAGGUGAGCUGUAUAUGGCUUUAUUUCUAAAAUUCUUAACUUUGUCAAGUACUGUUGUUUCAUAAGUCUGUUUGCAGUGACAAAGAGAAUAAUUUCUCGUACACCGGCCAUUGCUAGCUAUACUUUUCUAUUAGCAGUUACUGCCAAGCUGCUGUUUUUUCAUAUAAAAGAGAAAAUCACCCUAACCCUCAAUUCUCAUGCUAUGAGUGUUUUUAAGUUUUGAAACUAUUUCGGGGAAGGGAAAUGUUGUGUGGGCCCCUUUCAACAUUUUGUUGAUGGUGUUCUCGAGGAUGCCGGCUUUUUGAAUCAUUUUCAUGGGGUAAACAUAGCAAUUACACUGCCACUCUAAAAGAAGAUACUAGGAUGUGAUGCCUGGUGAAAAAUGCAUCUAGAGAAUUUGAGAAGUUAGUUAUUUGUUUGUUAAAUUGUUGUAAAAUAAAUGUUAGUGCAGCACAUUAUAGAUUCAUUCUGUUACCUUUAUAUUUUGUUCCAUUGAAGGUUUUGAACUAAAAUUUUGUUGUAAAUGCAAGGGCAGAUGAAAAAAAUAUGAAAUGGUAUUUUCCAAAAUUAGACGAAAAAAGAAUUAAAAAUUCAAAUCACUACUUUAUUCAUGUAUACAUUUGUUAUUCAGUAAAUCUAUAUUGAUAAAACGUUGCAUCCUUGCAUUUAUUUCUAUUUAUACAAUAUUAAGAAUCUACUGUUUAAAUUCAUAGUUUCUGUAAACUUGCCUGUAGUACUUUUUAGUAGAUAUUUAGAAAAAUUAAAUUUGGUAAUGUUAUGUUUCCCACCAUGCAUUAUUACUUUUGUAACUGUGUGUAUCAUGUUUGUCUGCCCUUGCUCUUUUUAUAAAUCUGAAUUGAAUUGAUUUUUACUUAAGCUACUGUGUUAAGUUUACUUUUAUUUAACCCACAUCAGAGCUUUAAGGAAGAGAUUAGUGGGGAUACUGUUAAAAACUGCACAGUUUUAUGACUUAUGUAAAACAAUUUGUAGAUAUAUUUGUGAAAUUUUAUGUAACUUACUAUGUUUUAAAGAUAUUCCUCUAUUUUCAGCCUGUUUUUCUUUAACUACAUUCAGCAAAAACAUACACCACUUUUGUUUUACAUUAUAUGUUUUU